Messenger RNA from Darwinula stevensoni, 1480 nucleotides. Lineage: Eukaryota; Metazoa; Arthropoda; Ostracoda; Podocopida; Darwinulidae. The record is from the annotation of a GenBank genome assembly.
AAUGUGAAUGUGCACGAGCAUGUGAAAGUGUGUGAGUUUGUGUGUGCCUCACUCCCUCUCAUUCUCCUUCUGUGCAACCAGUGCAGAAAGGCUCACCCAGUACGGACCUAGACCUAGACCUAGACCUAGGCGGUGACCUACACCUAAGCUUCUAGAGCUUCGAUCGCCCUUGUUCCCUUUCGGGGGAUCAGGGAAAAGGGGCGAAGCAAAAAAAGAGAGAGGGAGGAGUUGGACCAGUGCACGUGCAUGGGUGUGAGUGAGCGUAUAUCUCAGUGUGUCAUCUCAAGGUGUCUCAUGAGCCGUAGUGGUGGCGGUGAUGUCGGAAUGUGCGGACAGCAGUGGCAGCAUGGAAUCUAUCGCGAUCAAGGAAGAACCUGGAGAAGGAGAAGAAAACGAUGACAUCAUUGCCUCCUCUCGAUCCAAUCAAAAUUCCACCUCUCUCCCUUCCAGUACGGGACAGGGAGGAUCUCGAGCGAGUCGGAAUGAGGCAGAGAAGCAACGACGAGAUCGACUAAACGGCUUCAUCUCGGAACUGUCCCAUCUGGUCCCCACCGUCCAACUUGCCAAUAAGAGACUCGACAAGACGUCCGUCCUGCGACUCUCUGCCAACUAUCUCAAGAUUCAUUUCGGAAUUCUGAGCCGGGGAACAGAUGCUUCGAAAUGGCCGAAGACUUUAGACUCCGACUAUCUCCUCGAGACAAUGCAAGGUUUCCUGAUGAUCCUCAGUGGAUCGGGUCGGAUCGUUUUCGUGUCCGGGACAGUGGAGAAGUUCCUCGGACACACCCAGGUGGAUCUGAUGGGGCACCCGAUAUAUUUGAUCGCUCAUCCCGAGGACAGAGACAUCUUGGCCCGAAACCUCCUCCCUAGCGAGGCGAGUGGAAGGAAUUUCAGCGUUCGAUUGGCAGAGAGGAGUUUGAGUCGGUCCGAGCAAGGUCGUUGGCUCCCCAUGAGUUUUGCAGGUCAACUCCGCCCUUGGCAUCGCAGGAAUCAUCAUAAUCAUGGUGUUCAUCACCAUCACCAAGCUCAAUUGAGGGGUUCCCCCUUCCGUGGAGGAGGAGGUGUGUGGGGAUCUGGGACGGAAGACUGGCUCCUUUUCGCCGUUGUCAGCCAGACUCACUCUUGGUCUCCCCUCGAACUUUCUCUCUAUGAAGCCAUCCAAGAUGAAUAUUUCACCCGUCAUAAUGUUGAAGGACAAAUCAUCGACGUCGAUCAAAGGAUCUCAGUCGUGGCAGGAUAUACGGUGAAGGAAGUACUGCAUGAGAACGCAUUUCGAUACAUACAUCAGGAGGAUCUCCCGGUUGCCCUCAUAUCAUAUGAAAUGAUGCUGUACAACAGCCCUGACGGGUCGGGGUUGGUCACCUAUCGCCUUAUGACAAGGUCCAACGAGAUCAUUUUCCUCAGGUCACGCGGCUUCCUCGAGUAUGACAGUGUCACUCGCAAAGUUGAAUCCUUUUUCUGCAUCAACACUCUCCUCAGGUGA